This is a messenger RNA of Sinocyclocheilus rhinocerous, 412 nucleotides long. RefSeq names its product tight junction protein ZO-2-like. The annotation marks the transcript as partial. Gene Ontology annotation, molecular function: cell adhesion molecule binding. Gene Ontology annotation, biological process: cell-cell adhesion; cell-cell junction organization; establishment of endothelial intestinal barrier. The record is from RefSeq and is a predicted model, not a curated record. NCBI's taxonomy places the organism in Eukaryota, Metazoa, Chordata, Actinopteri, Cypriniformes, Cyprinidae. Gene Ontology annotation, cellular component: bicellular tight junction; plasma membrane. The transcript is spliced from 3 exons.
CUGGGUUCAGAAGACCUGUCGUAAUAUUCGGCCCUAUUUCAGAUGCUGCCAAUGAAAAACUUGGCAAUGAUCUUCCAGAUGAGUUUAUCAUAGCAAAGACCGAACCGAAAGACGCGGGCUCAGAGAAGUCGUCUGGUGUUGUGAGACUGAAUAUUAUCCGUCAGAUCAUCGAGCAGGAUCGACACGCUCUGCUCGAUGUCACCCCGAAGGCUGUAGACACCCUAAACUACACCCAGUGGUAUCCCAUCGUCAUUUUCCUCAACCCAGACAGUAAGCAGGGGGUGAAGACCAUGAGAAACCGCCUGGCUCCCGGCUCUAACCGCAGUUCACGCAAGCUUUACGAACAAGCAGUUAAACUGCGGAAAACCUGCUCCCACCUGUUCACUGGUUAGUCUGAUGAGUCUUUCCUCAG